Molecule: messenger RNA, 400 nt
Organism: Macadamia integrifolia
Lineage: Eukaryota; Viridiplantae; Streptophyta; Magnoliopsida; Proteales; Proteaceae
Product: protein EMBRYONIC FLOWER 1-like
Exons: 2
Coding region: 119-400 (93 amino acids)
Source: RefSeq, a predicted model, not a curated record
CUACUACAUCGACUGGAUCGAGAAGCUUUUGUUCUUUUUUCUUUCUUCUUUCUUUUUCUUGCUUGAAGAGUUUGUUUUCUUUGAUCUGAUCUUUUCCUCUCGAGCAGGAAGAGACUCCAUGGCUGUUGCUAUCGAACGCUUCUCCAUCAGAGAGUAUGCUUCGAAGAUGAGGAGUGUUAAUGUGGAGAAGUCUUGGCCGUUUCAUGAUAAAGAAACGAUGAAGAAAGAAGAGCUGGCGGCAAAGCUUCCGUUGAUGAAAUGCCCGAAAUAUCGGUGGUGGAAGGAUGAGGUGGAGGCGAUGAGAUCUAAAUCUUCUAAUUUUCCUGCUAAUAAGUCUGAUGUUGAUGUUGUUGAUGAUGAUGAAAACGGUAAGAAGAUUCUAGAAGCAACUGNGGGGUAG